Messenger RNA from Strongylus vulgaris, 264 nucleotides. Lineage: Eukaryota; Metazoa; Nematoda; Chromadorea; Rhabditida; Strongylidae. The record is from the annotation of a GenBank genome assembly.
AUGUUACACCUUGCUGAAAGUACCCACUUUGAUUCCAGCUGGCCAGUGCGCAACUGCAAACCAUUUAGCUGCCCAGUAAAUGAGGAAUGGCGUGACUGUGCCGUGCCCUGCGAGCGUAGCUGUGCUUCUCCUGCCCCGCUGUGCCCGGAUAUAUGCCAAUCAGGAAAAUGCCAAUGCAAAGAUGACUACUUUCGGCGCAAUGGCAUGUGCGUGCCUUAUGUACCUGGUUGCAACGGUGUUCCUAUUCAAGGUCCUGGAGGAUAA